This is a messenger RNA of Mycosarcoma maydis (corn smut), 1569 nucleotides long. RefSeq lists its product as uncharacterized. The transcript has a single exon. Lineage: Eukaryota; Fungi; Basidiomycota; Ustilaginomycetes; Ustilaginales. Bases 1 to 1569 code for a protein of 522 amino acids. The record is from RefSeq and is a predicted model, not a curated record.
AUGGUCUCAUUACGGACGAGCGCGCUUGUUGCACUGCUCAUUGCAGCAGUAUCACUGCCGGUCAGCGCUCUGCAAUUCUCCGUGCAGUCCGUCAACUGCAGCCAGCUAAGUUGGAGUGUCGGUCUCUCGCAGACAGAAUGGAGCGUCUCAUCGUACAUUGAGCUCUUCUUCGUAUCACAACAGGGUGGCCAGAACUACUCGUUACUCUACUCGGCGCUUCCCGGCGGUGAGUUUGGCUCGCCAGGAACGUACGACAAGGUGGCCAACUUCGGCGACUCUCGACUCAGCGGACAGUAUCGCAUCGGCGUUGGACUCACCGACAUGAACGGCAACAUUCUCACGACGACCACUUCGGCCAGCUCUUCCACUGUACAGGUGAGCGCGAUCGAUCCGCGCACCUUCACUUUUGGUGAUUGCACGCGCAGCGCUCAGGGUAGUACGUCAACUGCGACAGCUUUGGCCUCGACGAUUGCGUCUCGCGCGUCCACGAUGACUUCUGCGAGUACGCCACGAUCUUGGCCAGCCUCGGUGUUGUCGGCCUCACGCACAUCGCUCGCAGCAACCUCAACAUCAGUGUCAGCAGCACCAGUCUCUUCGCUCCCAUCCGGCUCAGCCUCGGCCUCAUCUUCGGGCUUGGCUACUUCUCACAGCGUCAACAAAGGCGCGAUUGCUGGCGGAGUCAUUGGCGCGAUCAUCUUGAUUCUGAUUCUUCUGGCUCUGCUGCGAUGGUCCUCUUCACGUCGCACGACGAGGCGGCUUAGCCAUGCUUCGCAGCGCAUGUCAGCUCUGCGUCCACUUACUCUAUCAGAAAAGCUUGGCGGAUCGCCCAGAGCGGCUCGGUGCGCUGAUAGCCUUCGCCACAAGACGGUGGAAGCGUAUGUAGCAAGUGACACUCUCGACGCAGCCGCUCUCAGCCGACUCAGUGAGAGCUCACAGCUACGUUCGCAGGCGUACACACCCUACUCACCAUCCCACGAUGGCAUGUCAAUGAACAACGUGAUGACUGUGUUUCCGUCGGCGCAUUCAGAGCAAGAAAUCCGGGUGGUCAAUGAGCCAUUCAGCCUGAAUGUUGGUCAGCGCGUUGCAUCGCCAUACGGCGCUACCUCCGUUGACCCUCGUCUCGCGCUCUGCAGGACUACCAGCAUACCUCUUCAGACGCAGCUAACAGAUCGCAUUCCCGUCUAUCCCAGCCACAGCAAUACUCAGCACCACCAAGGACAACAACCGCGACCCAAAUCUACACCGAUACACGCUCACCUUGCACCGAUCAACACCACCGCGCUGACGUCUGGCACUGGUGCCACAUCUCACAGUCGAUUGACACGCCCUUCGGCUGCGGCUUGCAACUUCAAGAUCCCUCGCGUCAGCGUGCCGACGUAUCUGGCAAGCAACGACAUCGAGGCGGCCGCCGCUGGCGAUGCAUUCAGCGAGUCUACGUCGAGACCAAUCUCGACGUCGUCGAGUUUUCCAACGCUCUCAGCGGGCGGAACGACACGUGUCUCCCUGGACGCGGAUCCGUUUGUCGACGCAGCUGAGGAGCAGCAUUCGAACUCGAGGCCGCUACUCUGA